CAAACAUGGUUGGUAAUAGCUGGUUGGUUUUGUCGUGUCCCAAUUUAAUUGGUUGGAUGUAUAAAGAUACAAACAAGAACCAUAUGCUCAUGUUACUCUUUCGAUUAAUUAAUCACACCCACGAAUCACUGUUCAUUAAUUGACCAACAAAGAAGCGGGAAGGUCAAUCGUUCCGCGUUCAACAAAACCUCACUCUUCAACAAUCUCUCACCUCUUCUUCUUCAACUCACUGAUCUCAGUCUCUUUCUACUCGCUCUGCAAAAAUGGGUAAUUAUAGAAUGUGUAUGUGCUUCAUUAGGAAGUUUAAAGUCGUAGAGGCCGGCCCCCCUCCGGAUGUCAAGGAUCACUUCAAGAAGUACACUGACGGCGCCACCCACAUGACGGCUGAGCAGCUCCGGAAUUUCUUGGUUGAUGUCCAGGCUGAUUCUAAUGCCUCCAUCGCUGAUGCUGAGAAGAUCAUCGAGCAGAUUUUGAACAAAAGGCAUCACAUUGCUAAGUUUACUAGGCACACUCUCACUCUUGAUGAUUUUCACCAUUACUUGUUUUCUGCAGAUCUCAAUCCCCCUAUUCGAGAAAACCAGGUUCACCAGGAUAUGACAAAACCAUUAUCCCACUAUUUCAUAUAUACUGGCCACAAUUCCUACCUAACUGGAAACCAACUUAGCAGCGAUUGCAGUGAUAUCCCAAUCAUAAAUGCAUUGAAGAGAGGUGUAAGAGUGAUAGAGCUUGAUAUAUGGCCAAAUUCCACCAAGGAUGAUAUACAUGUUCUACAUGGAAGGACUCUGACAACUCCGGUGGAAUUAAUUAGGUGCUUGACAUCCAUAAAAGAACAUGCCUUUUCUUUCUCUCCGUAUCCUGUCAUAAUAACUCUUGAAGACCACCUUACACCAUAUCUUCAAGCUAAAGCAGCGCAGAUUAUUAUCGAGACAUUUGAUGACAUGUUGUAUUAUCCUGAAUGUGAAUGCUUAGAAGAGUUCCCUUCUCCAGAAGAUUUGAAGCACCGCAUAAUCAUUUCAACCAAACCUCCCAAAAAGUAUCAUAAAUCUGAAAGUGUAAAGAUCAAGGGAAAUAAAUCUCAGAAGGAUAAGGAUUCUGAUGAUGAUGUGUGGGGAAAGGAGCCAAAAAAGUAUCAUAAAUCUGAAAGUGUAAAGAUCAAGGGAAAUAAAUCUCAGAAGGAUAAGGAUUCUGAUGAUGAUGUAUGGGGAAAGGAGCCAUCAGACCUUGGACCUGGUCAAGAAGAUAGUGACUCGAGUGAUAGUGAUUCAAGUGAAGCUAGUGAUGAUGAGUUAAACCAUGUAGGAGUAGAUGCAUACAAGCGUUUAAUUGCAAUUCAUGCUGGAAAGCCCAAGGGUGGGUUAAAGGAGGCACUAAAAGUUGAUCCCAAUAAAAUUAGACGCCUUAGUUUGAGUGAGAAAGCGCUUGAAAAGGCUACUGAAAAUCAUGGAAUGGAUGUAAUUAGGUUCACCCAGAAAAAUGUCUUGCGGGUGUAUCCUAAAGGCACUAGGUUUAACUCUUCCAACUAUAAGCCACUAAUUGCUUGGAUGCAUGGUGCUCAAAUGGUUGCAUUCAAUAUGCAGGGAUAUGGUAGAGCACUUUGGCUGAUGCAUGGGAUGUUUAGGGCCAAUGGAGGUUGUGGUUAUGUGGAGAAGCCUGAUUUUCUGAUGAACGUGGGUUCAAAUGGUGAAAUAUUCAAUCCUAAAGCCAAAUUGUCAGUAAAGAAAACAUUAAAGGUGAAAGUGUAUAUGGGAGAUGGAUGGCAUUUGGAUUUUAAACAGACACACUUCGAUUUGUAUUCCCCACCAGAUUUCUACACCAGGGUAGGCAUCGCAGGAGUGCCAGAUGAUGUGAAAAUGGAGAAAACUAAAAUAAAAGAGGACAAUUGGACACCUGUUUGGGGUGAAGAAUUUACAUUUCCAUUGACAGUUCCUGAAAUAGCUUUACUUCGAAUAGAAGUUCAUGAGUAUGAUAUGUCUGAGAAGGAUGAUUUUGCUGGCCAGAUUUGUUUCCCUGUUUCUGAAAUUAAACAAGGGAUACGAGCUGUCUCCCUUUUUGAUCGUAAAGGAAAGAAAUUGAACUCAGCAAGGCUUCUCAUGCGCUUUGAGUUUGUGUAAAUGAAUAUAUGUAGCCGGGUUGAAUACUUCCCCUAGUUUUGAUGUCCAUGCUUCUGCUGAGUAGUUUAUUUUUUGUCAAAUUUUUUCUAAAAUUUUCUGAGGAUCUCUUUUGAACCUAUCAUUAUAUAUUAUCACUUGUAAAGGAUUCUCCGUUU
This is a messenger RNA of Manihot esculenta (cassava), 2266 nucleotides long. RefSeq names its product phosphoinositide phospholipase C 4. The coding region runs from base 264 to 2111 and encodes 615 amino acids. Gene Ontology annotation, molecular function: phosphatidylinositol-4,5-bisphosphate phospholipase C activity. Lineage: Eukaryota; Viridiplantae; Streptophyta; Magnoliopsida; Malpighiales; Euphorbiaceae. The record is from RefSeq and is a predicted model, not a curated record. Gene Ontology annotation, biological process: phosphatidylinositol-mediated signaling; lipid metabolic process. The transcript is spliced from 9 exons.